Melampsora larici-populina 98AG31 is the source of this 1074-nucleotide messenger RNA. RefSeq lists its product as uncharacterized. The transcript has 2 exons. The coding region runs from base 143 to 664 and encodes 173 amino acids. The record is from RefSeq and is a predicted model, not a curated record. Lineage: Eukaryota; Fungi; Basidiomycota; Pucciniomycetes; Pucciniales; Melampsoraceae.
GCUGCGUCCAACUGAUAAGUAAAAGACUUCACUUAUUGACUCUACAACAUACUCUUGAGAAACUUCCUCUUUCUUUCUUCUUCGCCUUUUAUCCAUCUUAACCCCACAAAAUUAUCAAUCCAAACUUUCAUCUAUAGUAAUCAUGUCACAGUCGAGCCCAACCAAACUGAAUGAUACCUUGACUUCGCAAAAACCAUCUUCUGUGUCCUGCUCCGAAAGUCUUGUAUCACAAAAAACUGAGAAUCCAACCUCGAUACCAUCCUCUCAUAUCUCGAUCUCAUCAAACACAGGACCAAUCCCUGUAUCGAUCUUAUCCGGGAAUCCAAAAAGCCAAGGAUCAUUAGUAGAAAUUGUACAAAAUCAUUCAGAUAAACCAACUACUGUGAUCCUCACUUCGACUCCUUCUUCGGCUCCAUCUAUCAAGACCAAGUUUGUGCAACAAACGAGCCCUCGAAUCGGUCCAAUCAGUCCUGCUGAGCCUCCAGGAGGGUUAUUCUUGAAGGACUUGGCGUUAUCUAAUCAAAAUUCAAAGUUGGAUGGCAUCAAGGGUUGGAAGAUCGAUAGACGGAAAGCUACCCCUUAUCCUCAGCCUGAAGCUGAAGAAUACGAGUUUGAUGAUACCCCGGAGGAUGUCUCAACCGAAGAUGCAGAAGACGAUCAGUAAACCUAUGGUCUAAGGCUUGGCGGUGGUUCGGAACCCGUUCUAGCAAAUGUCCCAUUCAAACAUCUUCGAUCAAUCUUCACGCGAGAAUCUUCGAAAACAGAACCUUUGUAACAUCUAUCUCAUGCUCUCACUUUGUUUAUAUCUUGUCCUAUCAUCCUUCAUAGUUUGUUCUCUCUAGGUCCUAAGAUCAUGCUCAUCAUGAUCAAAAUCAUCAUGGCUCUGAUCUUCUUGCAUACAUUCCAAUCUCAUACCCUUCAUAAUUGUUGUUAUUCUAAAAUACACAUUCUGAUCUUGCUUGAUGUAUGUUAUGCGCGAAAUUUUAUGUAGUGUCUAUGAUUUCAUUCUCGCGUGGUCCGUUGAACUUGCUGGUAGAAAUGAAUACCAUGCUUCAAAUAUCGCGUUUGUAAACG